Bombyx mandarina (wild silkworm) is the source of this 2721-nucleotide messenger RNA. RefSeq lists its product as uncharacterized. Gene Ontology annotation, biological process: regulation of transcription by RNA polymerase II. NCBI's taxonomy places the organism in Eukaryota, Metazoa, Arthropoda, Insecta, Lepidoptera, Bombycidae. The record is from RefSeq and is a predicted model, not a curated record. Gene Ontology annotation, cellular component: nucleus. Gene Ontology annotation, molecular function: RNA polymerase II transcription regulatory region sequence-specific DNA binding; DNA-binding transcription factor activity, RNA polymerase II-specific; zinc ion binding.
UAACAUUUUAUUGAUUUUUCACGUUUUGACAAAAAUGGUUGACAUAAAUGUUUAUAAUAGCAAUUUUUAAAUGAUUUACACGGUUAAAUAAUGGAAGAUAUUAAUGAGAAAACGUGUAGAAUAUGUUUUCAAACCAAAGAAGUAGUAUUUCCUUUGUUCGAAAAGCAAGCUGGAAGCGAUGUUUCACAUUAUGAAAGACUUGUAAAAAAGACGAAAUUACAGAUUGAAGUAGAUGAUAUUGGUCCUACUUCUAUUUGUUCCGAGUGCCUCACUGAGCUGGACACAACAGUGACUUUCUUGGAAAAAUGCGAGCGUUCUAAUCGAGUGCUAGCAGCUACUUAUGUGAGAGGAUUUAAUGAUUACUCUAACUUCAGAUUUGAGACUACUGGAGUGGAAUAUAUUGAAUACAGGGUAGUUGAGACUCCGGAGGAAUCAAGUACACCGAGAGGUGAAGAGCAAAGCGAAGAACCAGUCGGAGGACUUCGUAGACACGUAUCAAGUUGUUCCCAAUGCGGUUCCAAACGGCGUUGUCGUCACAGAGCCCAGUCCUCUCACACAUGCCAGUUUUGCUCUAAAGUAUUUACUAGAAAAUUCAAUUUCCUGUUACAUGUCAAACGUCACUUAGGACAGCGUGAUUGGACAUGCCCGGGCUGUGGUGCAUUACAAUUGACACGUUGGCAUGCUGAGCGCCACUGCAAGCCCAAGACACGCCACGUGUGCUCUGUCUUGGGUUGCGGUAAGAUGUUCACAACAAAGACGAAUCUCAACAUUCAUGUACGGACACACAAUGGUGAACGCCCCUUUGAGUGCAGCCACUGCAAAAAGACAUUCACAAGCAAGAAUACUUUAAAGGAUCACAUUAGGAUUCACACGGGAGAGAAACCGUACAUGUGUCCCGUGUGCGGCCAGCAGUUCGCUACCAACAAGCUGUCGAGCCACAUGUGGCGGCACCGCAGGCCCGGGCUCCGGCCCCGCGCUCCCCGGGCGCCGCCCCCCGCGCCCGUCGCCUGCUUGUACUGCGGCGCCAAGUACCACCAUCGUCAGUCGCUCAACAAGCACGUAAAGAAGCAACAUCAACAGAAGCCGGCGACACAAACGGACGCCGCCGGGGGCGAGGGGGCGGGGGCGGGGGCGGGGGCGGGGGGCGGGGCCAGCUGUAGCCGCGCACACCCGGGGCUGUCCACUAGUGCAGCCGCCGCAGAGAACUGAUCUGGUCUAUAGGCUGAGCCGCGGGGAUGUGCGAGUCGGCGGCGCCACGUGAGGAGCACGUUGAGAUGGUCGCGAAACGUGUGGCUACUAUUUAGACGCGACAGUAAUAGUCUAUAUCUUUAAAAACUAUACGAAGUAGCUUCGAUAAAUUAUACAUAAAUCACACACAAAAACUUUUAAAUAUAUUAAAUCUAUAGAACUUCAUUAUUCAAGGCGUAUAUUACAAUCGCUUUUGCCGAAGCUUUAAAAUUUGAACAUCUUGGUUUCCCAUCGUCCCCGGACUACCAGGUGGCUUGUUAGCCCCGGGGAUCACCGGGGAGGCGGUGUAGCCCAGAGGCAACUGGAUUCUCAAAUAUAUUAAGUGUAUAAUCUAUGAACUGGAUCAGACUGUGAUGCGCGCGCCGCGUACAUCCUGGGCGGUGAGUGUUCGCGGCCAACAAGAGCGCACAUUGUACACAAAUGUACUAUGGCUCCUGCAUAUUUUGUUACCAACUCAUCAAUCAUUUUAUGAAUUUAGAAUCUUCUAAAAUAACAAAAUAUAUGCAAUUUGAUCUGCCGCCGUUAGACGUUCGGCAACUCACAUUUUACAAUAUAAUAUAUAGAAGGCUAUCUCUUUUAUAGGAAUAGCCAAAAUCUUAGUUAAAUAAUACAAAAAGAUAUAUAUCGAACGCAACUGUCACGCGGCCCCCGCCUCGUGGUGACUCGAGAUGUCGCCAGCAACAAUUGCUAAAAAGUUAUUCUUCUAAUGGCGCGGCGUUCACACUUCCACGCAGCGAGAACAGACGCACAAGUGUGUACACAAGUGUCUGCGAGUGUAGACCAGACGAGUUGCGACUGCUCGGAACUAGAUGGCGCCGGCGUCGCUCCGCGGCACAGGGGUCCGGCGCGUGCGGCCCGCGACACCAUAUUUAAUAUAAUAAUAUAUGUGUUGUAUUUUAUGGAUCUCAUAUAAAAAGCCAAAUUAAAACAAAUUACCAAAGAAUUUGUAUAAAAUUAAACAUGCUUUAUUUGUAUGGCGUGUAAUAUUUGUAAAAAAAAUAUAUAUAAUAGUUUAACUCUAAAUUAUAUUUCUUGUACUAUUUCAAUGAUAGAUUAGACUACACUCAAUACAAAAGAAUGUAUUGUAACUUUAGCACUGUAACAAAGUGAGCUAUUAUAGUCUUAGUUACUGGUAAUGACACGAAGAUGGGUUUCUUAAUUGGAAUAUAUUACAUGCGGCGGUAAUUAAAACCAAUUUGAACGUAACAUAAUUGUCUUAUGUUUAAAUAUAUUUCGCACCUUUACAAUUAUAGAGACCCAACCCAAAAAAGGCUUUUUUUGGAAAACAACGAAUAAUAUUUUCAAACUGGAAGGGGACCGAUGGGUAGGUCCCUUUUAAGCCAUUUUUGGUCAUUUGAUUGUUAAGAGUCGCUGAAAGGUCCAUUUUUGAAUUAAAGUCUAAAUCUCUUACUGAUGGUAGGACCUCUUGUGAGUCAACGCCGGUAGGUACCACCACCCCGCCUAUUUCUGCCG